UAUGCACUGAACAUUUCAUACAGACAUUUCAUUUGAAAAAAGAAAGUAAUUUUUAGGAGACAGAUAAGAAUUACUCAAACAGCACCUCGUUUUCAGAGCUCAGAAACACAGCAAAAUCUAGAGCUUGAAGCACUAGUCUGCUUUAAUUUAAAAUAUGUGAAUAUGUAAUCUAUUUAUUGUUUUAUUUUUGAUUUCUGUUUUCCAGUAGAAAAUCCAAGACACAGAGCAUUUAAAUUGCUGCUAAAAGUAUUUCAGAUUUAUGAUUUUAAAGCUUAUUAAUGUAAAUUCAUAUCAGAGUUCAGAUCUGUUCUUUGAAUAGGUUGCUGUAGUGUUGAGUAAAUUUUAGCACAGAACACAUUGGACUUAUAUGUGUUCAGGUUCUGUAUUUUUUAUUUCAACUGUACCUUCUGUCAUGGCUUGGAUGACUUAUAUUUCUCACUGGUUUGAUGAAGAUGAUUGGUAUGAAGGACAACGACGAGCAAAAAUGUCACAGGUUAAACAAGUGGGACUUUUAGCUGCUGGAUGUCAGCCAUGGAACAAGGAUAUAUGUGCUGCUAGUGGGGAUAGAUUUGCCUACUGUGCUACCCUUGCUAUUUAUAUUUAUCAGCUGGAUCAUCGAUACAAUGAGUUCAAGCUCCAUGCAAUUAUGUCUGAGCAUAAGAAGACAAUCACAGCCAUAUCCUGGUGUCCCCACAACCCUGACGUGUUUGCAAGUGCCAGUGCAGAUAGUUUAGUGAUUAUUUGGAAUGUGAAUGAACAGAAAGUUGUGGCCAAGCUGGACAAUACAAAAGGAAUUCCUUCAUCACUUAGCUGGUGUUGGAAUGCAGGUGAUGCAGUUGCAUUUGUGUCCCAUAGAGGGCCGUUGUACAUUUGGACUGUCUCAGGACCUGACAGCGGGGUAACUGUACAUAGAGAAGCACAUAGUUUCUUGUCAGAUAUCAGUCUGUUUAGAUGGCAUCCAAAGAAAAAAGGAAAAGUGGUGUUUGGACAUACUGAUGGAAGCCUAUCUAUUUUUCAGCCAGGUUCUAAAAAUCAGAAACAUGUCUUAAGACCAGAGUCUCUUGAAGGAACAGAUGAAGAGGACCCAGUUACAGCACUGGAGUGGGACCCUUUGUCAACUGACUACCUUCUUGUUGCUAAUUUACAUAAUGGUAUUCGACUAGUUGAUUCUGAAUCUCUGUCCUGUAUCACAACUUUUAGUUUUCCCAGUGCAGCAGCAUCUGUUCAGUGUUUAGCCUGGGUUUCCAGUGCACCUGGAAUGUUUAUAACUGGAGAUUCUCAGGUUGGUGUGUUACGUGUUUGGAAUGUUUCACGUACAACACCUAUAGAUAAUUUUAAAUUGAAGCAAACGGGUUUCCAUGGUUUGCAUGUGCUAAGUUCUCCUCCAAAGAAAAAGUCACGUUCAUCACAGUAUCCUACUAAAAAUCAUCAUACAUCUUCAACAAGUGAGGCUGUUCCUCCUCCAACUUUAACCCAAAACCAAGCAUUUUCUCUUCCUCCUGGUCACACCGUCUGUUGUUUUAUGGAUGGUGGAGUGGGGCUUUACGACAUGGGAGCCAAAAAGUGGGAUUUCCUUAGAGAUUUGGGACAUGUUGAGACCAUCUUUGAUUGCAAAUUCAAACCUGAUAACCCUGAUCUUCUUGCUACAGCUUCAUUUGAUGGCACAAUAAAAGUUUGGGACAUUAAUACUUUAUCAGCGGUUUAUACAUCUCCUGGUAAUGAGGGGGUUAUUUAUUCCAUUUCUUGGGCUCCAGGAGAUCUGAACUGCAUAGCAGGGGCAACAUCCAGAAAUGGUGCCUUCAUCUGGGAUGUUCGAAAAGGCAAAAUGAUAACCAGAUUCAGUGAGCAUGGAAAGAAUGGAAUCUUCUGCAUUGCCUGGAGUCAUAAAGAUUCCAAAAGAAUAGCAACCUGCAGCAGUGAUGGAUUUUGUAUUAUUCGAACCAUUGAUGGCAAUGUUCUUCACAAGUAUAAACAUCCAGCUGCAGUGUUCGGCUGCGAUUGGAGUCAAAACAACAAAGAUAUGAUAGCUACUGGUUGUGAGGAUAAAAAUGUUCGUGUUUACUACUUGGCAACCAGCUCUGAUCAGCCACUGAAAGUUUUCACAGGGCAUACUGCAAAAGUGUUUCAUGUACGGUGGUCUCCUCUGAGAGAAGGAAUCCUCUGCAGUGGCUCUGAUGAUGGUACUGUUCGAAUAUGGGAUUAUACACAGGACGCUUGUAUAAAUGUUCUUAGUGGACACACAGCUCCAGUACGGGGGCUGAUGUGGAAUCCUGAAAUUCCUUACCUUCUAAUAUCUGGCAGUUGGGACUAUACAAUUCGAGUCUGGGACACAAGAGAUGGAACAUGUUUGGACACAGUUUAUGAUCAUGGUGCAGAUGUAUAUGGAUUAACAUGUCAUCCUAGUCGUCCAUUUACUAUGGCAUCCUGCUCUCGUGAUUCCACUGUGAGACUCUGGUCAUUGACACCUCUUAUAAACCCUCUACCAAUAAAUAUCUUAGCAGAUAGAUGUUGGGAUGAUAUUAUCGGCAAUACAGAUCGUGCUGUGGAAUCUGGUGCUCCUCCUUUGCUGUGUGGUAAAGUUUCCAGGGAUAUUAAACAGGAAUUGGAAAAAUUGUCAGGAAAUCCUCGAGGAAAAAAACUAAGGUGGUUUUCAGAAUGUUUUUCACCUCCUGGAGGCAGCAAAAAUUUAUGGGAUUUGGUUGCUGUAAUAAAAGGACAGGAUGACAGUUUGCUUCCACAAAACUACUGCAAAGGAAUUAUGCAUAUGAAACAUCUCAUUAGAUUUAGAAUGUCCAGGGCACAAGAGCUGACAACAGUAAAGAUGUCUAAGUUUGGAGGCGGUAUUGGUGCACCAAGCAAAGAGGAAAGGCUCAAAGAAGCUGCAGAAAUACAUUUAAGAUUAGGACAAAUUCAGCGAUAUUGUGAACUAAUGGUAGAACUUGGAGAGUGGGACAAAGCUCUCUCAGUUGCGCCUGGUGUAUCAAUGAAAUAUUGGAGGAAGUUAAUGCAAAGGAGAGCUGAUCAGUUAAUUCAGGAAGAAAAUGAUGAUGUCAUCCCAUACUGUAUAGCUACUGGAGAUGUAAAGAAACUCAUUUCUUUCUUUACUUCAAGAGGUCAGCUUAAAGAAGCGCUUCUUGUUGCACAGGCAGCUUGUGAAGGAAAUAUACAGAUGUUACCACUCCCCACAGCAAGUGGAUCUUCAAAUUCUGGUGGAAACAAUGCUGAUGAUUAUAAUGAGCUCCUGCACAAGGUCAGUAAAGAACUGGCAGAUUGGUAUUUUCAGGAUGGCCAUGCAGUGCUUGCAGCAUGUUGUCAUCUGGCUGUUGAAAAUAUAGAGCUUGCGAUGGCAAACCUGAUUCGUGGAAAUGAACUGGAGCUGGCAGUCAGUGUUGGUACUGUCUUAGGAGAAAGUGCAGCACAAGCAACACAUUAUGCCCUAGAAUUACUAGCAAGAAAGUGUAUGGCAGUAGCAACAUGCUUUCCAUCACUUGGAUACAGGGAUUUAGCAGCUGAUCUUCUUAUGAUGAUUCCUGAUAACAAACUGCAGUUAGUAAAACUAUGUGCUUUUUAUCCUGGAUGCAUAGCAGAAAUAAAUGACCUGCAUGAAAAGUGCAAUCUUCCUGAUGCAGAAGAAUGUAUGCGGUUGGCAGAGACAAUUCAGACAGACGGAGAUAUAUUUGAAACGAUCAAGUACUAUCUGUUAAGCACAGAACCUGACAGGGCUCUCCCUGUUGGCAUUCAGUAUGUGAAAGAACAACUUAUUGGCUCAGAUUGGACUUUGGAUUCAGUCUUUCCAUAUCUUGAUCUUCUAAGUUACAUACGCACUGAACAAUUAAUGUUGCAUCAAUGUAGUGAAUUUCGGAAUGAGUUGCUGAUUUUGUGUGGUUACAUUGGUGCUUUACUUGCUAUCAGAAGACAGUACAAUAGCAUUGUACCUGCACUGUAUGAGUAUACAAGUCAGCUUUUAAAAAGACGAGAAGUAUCCGUACCUUUGAAAAUUGAACAGCUUUCUGAGGAAUUAGAUGCAUGGAGAGCUUGCACACAAUUAAACAAGUCUGGCGAUGAACUGCCAUGCACCCCACCGUCUGAAUCACAGAGAGCGGUGUAUUCACUGCUCGUAUCACGAAUUCAGGAGGAGCCUCUGAAAGGAAUGGUUGGGCCAGACUGUGUCACUGGAUCAAAUCUUCCUAGUCAUUCUGAUGUUCAUAUUUCUUGUUUGACAGGGCUAAAGAUACAGGGUCCAGUGUUCUUCCUUGAAGAUGGAAAAUCUGCUAUUUCACUGAAUGAUGCUUUGAUGUGGGCCAAAGUCAAUCCUUUUUCACCACUAGGAACAGGAAUACGACUUAACCCAUUUUGAUUAGGUGUUUCCUCUGUACUUUAUAGUGCUUAAAAUAACACUCUGGGGGUUAAUACUGAUUUAACCUUGAUCAAAGGACAGAAAGUGGUAGUUGGAAGGGCAAGUACUUGAACUUUGAAAAUUGUAAAGUGAAAGCAAGAAAAGAAUUUCUAUACAAAUGUUUGUUGAAAAUCCAAAGAAAAAAGUUAUUUGGUAAUCCAAAGAAAAAGUCCUAACUUCAUAUACAGCCAUGUCUUUUUUUUUUUCAGUAAGAACAGUGUUGUCAGACAAUACAGACAUAUUUUAGUCAACUCUGUGUGAAUAGAUGCCUUGUAAAGGGAGUAAGCAACUAUCUGCACAUUAUCAAAAUAUUGAUAACAAACUGUGAAAUCCAUAAACACACUUCCAAAUACAUAAUAAUAGAAUAACUUUCUUGAUACCUACUGCAACCUGGUUUUAGAAGGACUGGAAUACUGUGGCUCUUUCACACAUUGUGUCCCCCUUUUUAAUUUUAACUAAUUUUUACACACAGGGUUCUAUAGUAAAAGUAAAAUUUAAAGAGUAGAUUAUUUUUUUCAUCCAUUUGUUACUGUGCUUAUUAGCAGUACAAAUAGCAGUUUACUUAUGUUUUGUUUAGAGAGUUUUGAAUAUCUACAUUACAAAAUUCUAUUUUCUAAUAGGAUCAUUUUCGGCAACUGUCCCCCUUAUAUUUUCACUGGAGGCUAAAAUGUAUUUAUAAAACUGUUUUUUUUUUUUUAACAAAGGGUUUGUAAGGAACAAACAGCAAAUUUAUUGCAAUUAUUUAACUGUGAUAUAUAUAUUUAAAAUACUUGUUUUCUUUUUACAUUUUGUAUUAGUUAUAAACAUGCAUAUAGUAUGACAAAUCAGAAGUAAAUACCUGUGCAUAUAUAUUUUUAUUUACUAAAUCUGUGCUCAAAUGGAAAAAACUAGUUAUGGCAAUAGAACACUAAGAAUAUUUAAACUUUAAAGCUGUGUAUAGUAUGGAAUUUAAUUAUAAGGAAAAUAUUAUACUUAUUUAUUAUUAAUAAUUCUUAUGAUCAGAAUUACCUGUAGAAAAGAUGCCUUGGUUACAGUAUUCUUUAUUAGUUUAAUUGCUGGCACUUAAGCAGAAAUCUACUUUAUCUGAUGUUACAUUUUUUGCUGCUGCUUUAAAAUAAAUUUUAAAAUUUAUUUAGAAUCCUGAUAAUUACAUGAAAUGUAAAGAAGUUGCAAUUAGAAAUUGGCAGAAUUAUUUUAAUAGAAACUGUUGUAAAACUGGUAAUAAUAGCAGGUCUCUAUUUAUCAGACCCUGUAGACAAUCCUCAAUACAGAGGUAAGCCAUGCCCUCAUUUAACUAGAAAUAACAAUGCCACCAUGCUGGAAAGGUGGGAUGGAGAUUAGAAAUAAAAAAAUACAGGGUUAUUUUUCUCCCUCUUUAAAAAAGUAAAAUUUCAUUCUGGCAAUGUUCUAGAGUAUUAUUACAGGGUUUCUGGUUUAAGAAUAAACUGGAGGGGGAGAGGCAAGGCUUAGCUCUUUUGUAGCCUAAAAACCCCCAUUUUUGUAUGUACUUGGAUGCUGGAACAGAAUGUUUUACUAUCUGCAGGUAUUCUUUGGAAAAUGAUUUUCCUUUUUUUAACUCCUUGGAGCUUGGCAAAGAAGAAUUGGGUUUCAGAAGUCAAAAUUUGUAGUUUUUGAAAUAAUUUUCCAUCAGUCAGUAUCUGAUAUCUGCUUCUGUCAAAUGAAAGACUAGCUGUCUUUUAGCACAUAAAUUGUAUAACCUGAUAUAUAAAUGCAGAGGUGCAGAGCAAUGGUAAGAACAUGCAGCCCCAUGACUGGUGAUUGGAAUCUGAAGGAUUGACUCAACUGCCAUUCUACUACUAUAUUUAAAAUCUUUUGCUGUAUCAUAAGGACUUUUACCAAUAUUUCAAAGUUUAAAUAACUUACAAUGUGUAGUAUAACUACAUCAAUGUGUUGCACAUAAAUUGUGCCUUAACAUGGAAUCUUGGGCAAAUCUACUCCCUGUUUAGAAUGUGAGGGUUAGGAAUUCUUUCAUUGCUAAAAUAUAAAAAUUAAGUCAGAGUUUUUUAUAUUUGGGGUGAAUCAGGAAACAGUCAUUGUGAAUAACAUGAGGUUGCAUUUUCCUUGUAGUUGUUUGUACCCCAUGUGUUGAGUGAGGGGAAUAUGCAGAAAAGGUUGUAAUUGUGUCUACUGCUACAGCUGUGGUUGCAACUGUCAAAAAAUGAAUUCAUCAUUUUCAUAAUUAAUUUCAGAUUGUUUGCUAAUAUGUGACUUCAUUGUCUGGCACAGCAAGUCAAAUACAGAUAUUUCUCCCUUAAUAUUAAAGAAUACUUUGUCUUCAAAUUAUUGUUUGACUCUUCUGUGAAAGUCUUAUUUCCAUUUGAAUGAAGAAAUGUAUCAAGCUAUA
This is a messenger RNA of Lepidothrix coronata (blue-crowned manakin), 6761 nucleotides long. It is a transcript of the gene WDR17, whose product is annotated as WD repeat domain 17. The coding region runs from base 368 to 4357 and encodes 1329 amino acids. The transcript is spliced from 30 exons. Gene Ontology annotation, molecular function: protein binding. The record is from RefSeq and is a predicted model, not a curated record. NCBI's taxonomy places the organism in Eukaryota, Metazoa, Chordata, Aves, Passeriformes, Pipridae.